This is a messenger RNA of Zychaea mexicana, 3918 nucleotides long. RefSeq names its product Hydantoinase B/oxoprolinase-domain-containing protein. Lineage: Eukaryota; Fungi; Mucoromycota; Mucoromycetes; Mucorales; Lichtheimiaceae. Gene Ontology annotation, molecular function: 5-oxoprolinase (ATP-hydrolyzing) activity. The record is from RefSeq and is a predicted model, not a curated record. Gene Ontology annotation, cellular component: cytosol. Gene Ontology annotation, biological process: glutathione metabolic process. Bases 1 to 3918 code for a protein of 1305 amino acids. The transcript is spliced from 16 exons.
AUGUCCUCACAGCAGCAAAAACUUACCAUCUGCAUUGACCGUGGUGGCACCUUUACUGACUGUAUUGGCUUCUAUGGCAAGCCCGGUGCUCCAGGGACACGCGAGUUUGUCGUGAAACUCUUGUCUGAAGAUCCGGCGAAUUACAAAGACGCUCCCACUGAAGGCAUUCGUCGCAUUGUUGAGUUAGCAACAAGUCAAAAGCUCGAACGCAACCAGCCAGUUCCUACCGAUGCCAUUGAUAGCGUUCGCAUGGGUACCACCGUAGCAACCAACGCGCUGUUGGAACGUAAAGGAGAACGGUGUGCUCUAGUUAUUACAAAGGGCUUCAAAGAUUUGUUAUCUAUUGGAAACCAAUCGCGACCGAGAAUCUUCGAUCUGGCUAUUACUAAGCCGGAUGUUCUUCAACAAAGUGUUAUUGAAAUCGAUGAGCGUGUUGUCUUGCUCAACUCGGCUGCAGCGAUUGACCGCGUCGAUCAUAAGGAUGUUUCAGGUGCUAAGGAAGGUAUCUCUGGAGAAUGGAUUACAGUUCAAAAGAAGCCAGAUUUGGAAAUUGUAAAACAACAGCUACAAAAGGUCUAUGACGAUGGUGUCCGCAGUAUUGCCAUCUGUCUGAUGCAUUCUUAUACUUUUCCCGAUCAUGAAAGCAUGAUUGGCGACAUUGCCAAGUCGAUCGGAUUUACCCAUAUUUCGUUAUCCCAUAGUGUCAUGCCUAUGGUCAAGAUUGUUCCUCGCGGCACCUCUGCCACGGCUGAUGCUUACUUGACGCCUUGUAUCCAAAAUUAUAUUGAGGGAUUUACUAGCGGCUUCGAUGAUGGAUUCGAAAAGGGAACGACCAAAUUGCAAUUCAUGCAAAGCGAUGGCGGAUUGGUUCCUGUGAGCAAUUUUUCGGGUUUUAGAGCUAUUCUCUCAGGCCCGGCUGGUGGUGUGGUUGGAUAUAGUGCAACAUCGUACGACGAAGGGGAAGAUCCUGUCAUUGGGUUUGAUAUGGGGGGCACAAGUACAGAUGUAUCACGUUAUGGUGGUAUGUUUGAACAUGUGUUUGAGACAACAACAGCCGGCAUUACAAUCCAAGCACCCCAAUUGGACAUCAAUACAGUUGCAGCUGGAGGUGGCUCAAUGCUGUUUUUCAAAAAUGGAAUGUUCGUCGUCGGGCCAGAGAGUGCUGGUGCUCAUCCAGGUCCUGCUUGCUACAGAAAGGGGGGCCCAUUAGCAGUUUCAGAUGCAAACUUGUAUCUCGGUCGCUUGCUUCCGGAUUACUUCCCGAAAAUCUUUGGUCCUACCGAAGAUCAACCGUUGGAUGUGGAUAUUGUCCGUGAAAAGUUUGCCAAGUUGGCCGAAGAAAUCAAUGCCGCAAACCCAAGUGAUCCAAAGAGCGUCGACGAAGUUGUCUAUGGUUUCAUCAAAGUGGCCAACGAAACGAUGUGUCGACCUAUUCGCUCGUUGACUGAAGCCAAGGGCCAUAACACAAGUCAUCACACAUUGGCCGUAUUUGGUGGAGCUGGUGGUCAGCAUGCCUGUGGUAUUGCUCGUAACCUGGGUAUCAGCAAAAUUAUCUUAUACCGCCACAGCUCGAUCCUGUCCGCCUUUGGUCUCGCUCUAGCAGAUGUGGUUCACGAAGUCCAGGAACCUUCUGCUGAGAUUCUCUCCGCUGAGAGUAUCCCCGGACUGCAACAACGAGUCGACGCGCUGGUUAAAAGCUGUACCGACGAAUUGGCCGCAAAACAAGGUUUUGCUGUUUCCGAUAUCAGCACUGAAGUAUAUCUCAAUUUGCGCUACGAGGGUACCGACUGUGCCCUAAUGACACUCAAGCCUGCUGGUUCUUGGGAUUUUGAGGGCUCGUUUGUCCAGUUGUAUAAGCAAGAAUUUGGCUUCUCACUUAGCGACCGUGGUAUCGUUGUGGAUGAUAUCCGUGUGCGCGGUAUCGGCCAUACUAUGAGCACCAACAAACGGUUAACGCCUGAAGAUGAACUCAAGUCGCUGGCUAUUGAGGACGUUGACGAAGAUCGUGAAUGUGAGAGCACAACCUCUGUGUACUUUGAAUCCGGCCGUGAAGACAAGGUUCCCGUGUACCUGUUGCACAAGCUUGCCCCAGGGACUCGAGUCAAUGGUCCAGCUACCAUUAUCGAUGCGACGGCAACGGUGGUGGUCGAACCCGCAUGUACGGCCGUUGUUACCUCACAGCACAUUACGAUCACUGUUGGCAAGGGUGAAAAGAAAAAGAUUACCACAGAAAUGGAGCCUAUCCAGCUAUCCAUCUUUUCGCAUCGAUUCAUGAGCAUUGCAGAGCAAAUGGGUCGUAGUUUGCAAAAGACUGCUAUCAGCACAAAUAUCAAGGAACGUCUCGACUUCUCAUGUGCUCUGUUUAGCUCAGAGGGAGGUUUGGUUGCCAAUGCUCCACAUCUGCCCGUACAUCUUGGCGCACUAAGUCAUGCAGUGACUUAUCAAAUGAAUUACUAUAAGGACGAUCUAAAAGAAGGAGAUGUGAUCAUGACGAACCACCCCAGCGCGGGCGGUUCCCAUUUGCCUGAUAUUACCAUCAUCACACCCGUCUUUGAUAAAAGCAAAAUUGUAUUUUUCGUCGCCUCCCGUGCUCAUCAUGCGGAUAUUGGCGGAUUAACAGCAGGUUCGAUGCCACCGUUCUCAAAGGAGCUUUAUCAGGAAGGUGCUGCGAUCAAAUCAUUCAAAGUUGUCAGCAAUGGGCAUUUUGAUGUGGAUGGUUUGAAACGGUACAUGUAUGACAUUCCAGGAUCUUACCCCGGAUGUUCCGGAACCCGGUUGCUACGCGAUAAUAUAUCAGAUAUCAAGGCGCAGAUUGCAGCCAACCAAAAGGGUAUAAACCUCGUCACAUCGCUUAUUGAGGAAUACUCACUUGAGGUCGUGCAAGCUUAUAUGCGUCAUAUCCGCGCCAAUGCUGAGGGAGCCGUUCGCGCAUUACUCAAGGAAGUUGUGGCGAAACACAAAGGAGAAGCGCUCACUGCAGUGGACUACAUGGACGACGGCACGCCGAUCUGUCUCAAGAUCAGCAUUGACGAAAAGACGGGCAAUGCUGUAUUUGACUUUGAUGGUACCGGUCCCGAGGUCUAUGGAAACACCAAUACACCCGAAAGUGUUUGUUACAGUGCGAUCAUCUAUUGUGUCCGCUGCUUGGUUGCGCAAGACAUACCGCUCAACUCGGGUUGUCUGGAUCCAAUUGACAUUCGUAUCCCGCCAAAUUCGAUCUUGAGCCCAUCCGAAACGAGCGCUGUCGUUGGGGGCAACGUAUUGACGAGUCAGCGAAUCGUCGAUGUCGUAUUGAAGGCAUUCAACGCUUGUGCUGCUAGUCAAGGCGACUGCAACAAUCUGACUUUUGGCAAGAGUGACAAGGAUCAUGGCUGGGGCUAUUAUGAGACUAUUGCAGGUGGUCACGGUGCUGGACCUACUUGGAUCGGUCAAGAUGGUGUGCACACACAUAUGACCAACACGCGCAUCACGGAUCCUGAAAUAUUCGAGCGACGGUACCCAGUCCUUUUACGCGAGUUUUCUCUGCGUUCAGACUCUGGCGGAAAAGGAUAUCAUCGUGGUGGUGAUGGUGUGAUCCGUGAUAUUGAAUUCUUAGAAGCGGGUAUUGAAGUCUCCAUCUUGUCCGAGCGCCGUGUGUUUAGACCUUAUGGUUUGCAUGGUGGUGAGGAUGCUAAGCCGGGUUUGAACUUGUGGGUCCGACAUGUUGGUGACAAGAUACUGACGCUCAAUUUGUCGGGAAAGAACACUGCAUUGUUUGGUAAAGGUGAUCGCAUCAUUAUCCAAACACCUGGUGGCGGAGGUUAUGGUGCACCAGGCGAUACUAGCCCUUGUUCUCAAAACGUCAUUCAUCAAAAGCCUGUGGUGGUCAAGGCGAGUGGAAGCUUAGGCGCUUAUAGAGAAAUGCAGGAGAGCACGUGA